Osmerus eperlanus (European smelt) is the source of this 2014-nucleotide messenger RNA. RefSeq names its product probable DNA double-strand break repair Rad50 ATPase (gene ccdc110). The transcript is spliced from 3 exons. The coding region runs from base 39 to 1817 and encodes 592 amino acids. The record is from RefSeq and is a predicted model, not a curated record. Lineage: Eukaryota; Metazoa; Chordata; Actinopteri; Osmeriformes; Osmeridae.
AAUUUAAUUAAUAUGUAUAUAAUAUAAUCUUGGGUUAAAUGCAUGCAUGUUUUAUUGUUAAUACUUUAGAUCUAAGUGGCUUUGGUAGCCUACCUACAUUUCUCAGAUCCCAAUUGAGUUUCUCACCUCAGCAUCAUUAUGUCAAGGGUGAGUGUAGGAGGUGGACCCAAGGGCAAGGAGACCAACGCAAGACAAUGACCAGUUUUUCAACCACAGACUUGCACAAACAUUUAUGGAAUUUGAGAAUUUCCAUGGCAACGAAUAUCCAGUCACAUGAUAUGGAGAAAACAGGCCUGGUCUUUAGCAGUCCCAGCAGCAAACCUGGGAUCUUGGCAGAAAACUCAAACCACCUUGAUCAUGUCAGAAUGGGAGCAGUCGCUUAUGAAGAAAAAACACAGAGAUCUUCCUCUGGACAUUUACCUUUGCUGUGUAACCUUGACACUCCACGAAGCAGUGGCUCAGGGGACCGAGCUGUGAGGUUAGACUGCAAGUCAGAAAAGAUAGUUGAUCUUGAGCAGACUGUUGCCAGAUUGAAAAAUGCACUUGUUUCACUGGAGGAAGAAAACCUGAGUCUUAACAGAAAGAUCAAGUCAGAACGCGUGAGCUCUUUGUCCAACCACACACCCUAUGCCGUAAACACAAGAAGCACUAACAAGUCACAUGAAUUGGAUAACAGUCCCAACUCCGAACUCAAAGUCAGUUUCAACUUUGACACAACCCACCAAGAUGGCAUGAAGCAAGAUAAACUGUCUGAGCAUAGUGAGAUAGACACAUGCAAGGGGGAGAGGGAGUCCCAUGAGGAGAGGUACCUCAUCUUGACGAAAGAGAAACAGGACUUGGAGAAGAAGCUGAAAAAGACAGAGGACUAUUCCAAAGCGUGUGCCGAUGAGCUCAAAAUGCUCCUUCAAAAGUAUGAGGACUUUAAAGCCCUUAACAAAAUCCUGAAUAAACAGAGCAAGAAUCUCGCUAAGGAAAACCGCUGGUUGAAGGACACCCUGGACACUGUGCAGGCAGGGGUCAGACCCAAGGAUCCCAGUCUGUCUCUGGAGCCCAAAGAGGGAAGUGAAGGCAGGGUAAGUGUCCAGCUAGAGAUGGCCAAUGAGCGUUGUGCCAACCUUAGCCACGAGAAGGGCCAUUUGGAGGAAAAGGUGGCAUCCCUGUCCAGAGAGGUUUGUCAUCUCAAAGACGAGCUGGAUUUCAGCAAUGCUGAGAUCCACAGACUAGAGGCUGAAAGGAGCGCUAUAGAGGGCACUGCCAGGAGCCCUCCUGCUGGAAAACACCAAUCCGCACGCAUUCUUGACAGUGUGGGGAAAGAACAAGAGUCCCAUAGCACCGUGGCUCAGCUAAAAGAGGAAAACAGGACCCUCAGAGUGAAGCUGGAGGCCAACACAAAGUACAUCAAAGAGAUGAAGAGCAGCACGAGGAGGUUGACAGAAGAACAGGGUCUUCUGGAGAACUGCCUCCAUACGUUGCAGAUGGAGAGGGAUCUUCUGCAGGGGGAGGUGCGCAAGCUGCACCAGGAGUACAUAGAGCUCAGUGGCAAUGUCUCUGAACAGCUGAGGGAGAGAAGCCCUGCAUCCACCAGGAUCAUGGCUGGAUCCCACAAGAUGGCAGAUUGGACCGGUGAUGAUGAACCUAGACAUGAGAGUCCAAAGCUACCUCUGCAUAGUAGCCCUAUCACCAGAGAAAUGCUGGACAGCAGUAUUGGUAUGGUGAAAAAAUGCGGGGAGACUAUUGACCAGAUAAGGAAGCGCUUGGAGGAGGAUGAACAGAGGGGAGCGCAGAGGUACAAAAACACCAUCCAUCAGAAUGAAUGAGGUAGAGCUGAGUCCCAGACAGGAUGUUCCCAGCUGAUCCUUCUCCAUACAUGGAACUACCACAACUGUGGUACUACACUCUGAAGUACAAAAGGGGAUACAACGUAGAGCUUUGUCCAUUGCCAAGCCUGUUAGGCUAACAUAGCCUAACCAGUGGUUUAUGUUUGGAUCAUUUUAUUAUAUUUCUUAUGUGGAUA